CGGAUGUGUGAGGAGCUGAGGCCGCCACGGGCGAACCGGGGCCGGCGGCGCUUUUCCCGUUUUGGGGAGGCAGCCUCGUAUGUGCGCGAAGGUCCAAGGAAGCUGCGUUGUUGGCGGGCGGAGAUUGUUCUUUAGGUGCUUCGCCAUGACAUGCGCAUCAAAUAGUGGAGUAAUUUUUAUGCCAGUCUUCACUGUUGCUGGGGAGUUCCAAUUAUUUGGCCAUACAUAAUUCAGAAGAGCUGUUGGAGUUACCCUUCAGCUUUCAGCCUAAUCUAGGGAAAGAGUGACCUGAAUUUGAAAAUGGACCAGGCAGUGACGUUCAUGAACUGUGUCCUGUAGUCGCUUGCUGCUCACCAUGAAUGUGAACCUGCUCCGCAAUGACUUCUUGGACCACCAGCCUGUAACCGAAGCUGGCAAACAGCAAGCUGAUGGUUUGGAGGAUCGGGAUGACACCCAGCGAAAAGAUGCAGACGUAUUUUGUGGCAGCUCUGGAAAUGACUUUAAUGGGUUGGCAUUCACCAAGGCCAGUUCUCACGGCCUUGAAUCUCACAGCCGCUCAGUCAGAAGUGCCAGUGUUCAACGCAAAUCCCACAGCAGGAAUAAAAGUGAGCAACGGAAUCGGAACCAAAGUCAUGAGGAGCUUACAAUGAUGAUCCGGGAAAUGAAGCGGCACCUGCCGAGGGAGAGUUGCACCAAAACCAGCACCCUUAAUGCUCUCAAUUACGCUUUGAAGUGUGUCCAGCAGGUCCAAAACAGCAAGGCUGUUCGGUUUGGGGGGGACCGUGGAUCAUAUCAGACUGAUGCCAGUGUGUACAGCAUUGGGGAGUUGGCAGCCGUUACAUCUGAGCACACUCCAAAAAACACAGACACCUUUGUGGCUGUCUUCUCCUUGCUGUCAGGGAAGAUGAUGCAUGUCUCUGAGCAAGCAGCCUCCAUUCUGAAUUGUAAGAAGAAGCUCUUGGAGUCUUCUCGCUUUGCUGAAUUGCUGGCACCUCAGGAUAUAAGCAUCUUCUACACUCAUACCAAUCCUUCUCUCCUGCCACUUUGGAACACAAAAGCCCAAACAGCAUCUGUUUAUGAAUAUGCUCAAGUGAAGUCCUUUUUCUGCAGAAUCAGAGUGGGUAAAGACCAAGGGAAGCUCUACUGGCCAUUCCGGAUCACCCCUUACCUGGUUAAUGUCUGUUAUCAGAACCAGCGUGAACCAGAGCCCUGCUGCCUCGCUGUUGCUGAAAAAAAUCACUCUGGAUAUGAAGCUCCUCGAAUACCAUUGGAGAAAAGGAUCUUCACCACUGCUCACACCCCAGAUUGUGCAUUUCUAGAGAUUGAUGACAGAGCUGUUCCUCUGUUGGGAUACCUGCCCCAGGAUUUGAUUGGAACAUCCAUCUUGAAGCACCUUCAUCCUGAAGAUCGUCCUUUGAUGGUCGCAAUUCAUCGCAAAGUUCUGAAGUUUGCAGGUCAGCCUCCCUUCGAACACUCGCCCAUCAGAUUUUGUACUCAGAACGGGGACUACGUCAUCCUGGACACCAGCUGGUCCAGCUUCGUGAAUCCAUGGAGCCGGAAGGUUGCAUUCAUCAUUGGACGACACAAAGUCAGAACGAGCCCUCUAAAUGAAGAUGUCUUUGCCCCAAGAAGCAGGGAGCGGAAUGGUGUUGACAAAGAGAUCAGGGAAUUGCAAGGACAGAUCUACAGGCUGCUUCUGCAGCCGGUUCAUAACAAUGGGUCAAGUGGUUAUGGAAGCCUUGUUAGCAACGGGUCUUAUGAACAUUACAUCAGCGUAGCGUCUUCCAGUGAUUCCAGUUGGAACUGUGCGGAGGAAAUACAGAAGGAACCGAAGGCUUUUGUGGACAUCAACAGACUAAAGAACGUCGGUCAACAGUUGUACAUUGAGUCACACAGUAAGCAUCUGAAGGAGAGAGGAAGAUCUUCAGAUGGUGAGCUGCUAAGAGGUAAGCAGCACACAACCCCUGGUUUGAGCAGUGUCAGCACUGGAGACGCACCUGUUGCACACUGUGAUGAUUCAAGCGAAGCGCAUUGUACUCUGUCCUAUCAGCAAAUUAACUACAUGGAUGGCAUUAUCAGGUACCUGGAGAGUUGGAGCGUUCCCGCCCUGAAAAGGAAGUCCGAGUCCACAAACAUUUCCUCUUCAUCUUCAGAGGAUGACAAACUGGUUCAGCUAAUCCAGAAAGAAGCACAGGCCUUGGAAGAUACCCCCGGAUUGUCCUCCAUUGCUUCCCAGCCAUCAGUAACGCCCGUGCCAGAAGGGGCCACAGAGCCACCGGAAUCAGCAGCUGUGGCAAGUCCUCCCAUGACAGGCCUGGCUCUGCCUACCAAGGCCUUGAGCGUGGUGUCCAUUACCAGCCAGUGCAGCUACAGCAGUACUCUUGUGCAUGUUCCACACCCGGAGUCUGAAGUGGCUGCCACAGAAGAGGCCGCUUUGCAGAAUGAGCAAACGGAGCUUCCCCCUCCCAGUGCUCCGGCUGCAGCCCCAGAGGAGAUCAGACUGGUCGGGCUGACGAAGAAAGUCUUGUCGGCCCACACUCAGAAGGAGGAGCAGAACUACAUGGAUCAGUUCCGCCAGAAGGUGCUCUUGCCCCACUACAGGUCUUACUUCCAGCAAGGACAGGUUGGCAGCAACUGCACCGGUUCACAUAAUCAAGGAGACUUCGCUUCCAAAAAGACCAGCCCAGAAAACUGCAAAAGGAAUAAACAGGGAACAUUCAAACACCCCAAACUGCCAGAAUCUUCAAGUAAAAACUGCUCUUAUAAAAGUGGAAACUGUGGGGAAAGAACUGCUGCUCAGAAGCCAUCCUGUGCUCUUUCGGAGGGAUCAUGGCCUGGUCCUUCCAGUGUGAUCCACCAUGCCGAUCCUUACUUCAUGCCUGGUUUUCCCUUGGCCACUUCAGGUGGGGACCACACCUGGCCUUCAGGAGGGGCCGUCCCAUUUGUCCCAUCGCUUGUACCCACACAGCCCGUCCUAGCGUUUCCCACUCCAUGUAUGGCCGGUUUCACAACUGUGCUACUUCACAACUUUCCAGUGCUCACUCCACUCCCUCAACCUUCCUUCCAAGCUCAGGAAACCUCACCUUCUAGGCCGUACAACUCGGUGAUGCCCCCAUGCUCCCCUCCCACAAUGCCCUCAGCUGCAGCACCUGAUCCAUUGGAGCCCAUUUCGCCACCUGCCAUGUUUUCAUCUGCUGAGGAAGAGCAGCAGGAGCCUGGUGACGAGCAGCCCCAGCUAUUCAGUAACUCACGGAGCAGCUCCCCACUGCAGCUGGACCUGCUUCAAGAAGAGAUGCCCAAACCAUUGGAGCUGCCCUGCGUAGUGCCAGCCAAGAUACACGUGGAGACCAAACGUGAUCAGGAUGGGGAGGACAGUGGCAAUGACGGCCACUCGGGUUCCAGCGAACUGUAUGACCUCUUGCUGCAUGGGGAUUCUCACUCAGGAACAGAGUCGGCAGCUUCAGGCAGCGGGUCUGCAGAAUCCAGCUCCUUAGCGUUUGGCUCCAGCGGCUCUAGCUCCAACGGAACAUCUGCUGGUGGCGCAGCAGGCAGUAGAAACAGCAGUAAAUAUUUUGCCAGCAACGAUUCCUCGGAAGUCUCCAAAAGAGGGAAGAAAAACCAAGAGGAGGGAGAAUCUUGUCAGCCAGCCAGGAUUAAAGAGGAGGUGCUGAAAGGGGACCUGGAGAAACUGGCUGCCAUGACGAAGCAGCAGCCCCACUUCACCCAGGGGCAGAAGGAGGAGCUAGCCGAGGUACACCCUUGGAUUCUCACCCAGACUAUCCCGCAAGAAAUAAACACGCAAGGAUGCGUCACCUGCAACAACAGGAAUGCCAACUGCAAGGUUGCAGCACCUGAUGAUGAAGGCACCUGAAAGGAAGGUUGCAAAGAAUACCUCUAUUACAGUAUGCCCCAUUGCUGGCAGUGACCUUGGCCUUUUGAUGCUGGAUACCCCACAGAAUUUCCCUUCACGGUGGUAACAGAUGGAUUCCAAAGUCAUUUUUUAAAAAGUUGAAACUGUUGUAAAUAGUAUUUGAUUACAUGUUCAGAAUGGUGCAGUGAGGCACUUGCUUAUAAUUUACUAGCAUUGCCAAAGCUCACAUCAGCUUCUGUAGCAUUGCCAAGAGCCCCUCUUCCCAUCUGCCCCAAGCUAGCGUUUGCCCUAAACGGAAACAUUCUUGGUGCCAGUAGAGUGAUUGUCUGUCAGGGUGAGAACUCGCUUGCUUGCUCGCAUUCCUCUGAUCUCUAAAUGUGCUUUAACCCACACUUCUGUUCUGUAUCCAGAGUGAAACUCGCCAGCCUUCUGGUUCUCAGCUUUGGAGCGUGUUUGUGCCUGGAUUGAUGCGAUGGGCUCCCUAAUUGGUUGGGCUGUUCUGUAUUUAAGUCGGAGCAGAGAAUAAGUGGUAUUGAUUAUCCUACUGCUAUAGCACUGACCUGACUUUCUGUGUCUAGGGAGGAAAAAAAAUAGGGUGUUUUCCCCCUACUGUGCUGAAUUCUUACCUGGAAGAGUUCCUAAGCUGUGUACAGACAGCCUGAUACUUGCAUCAUAUAGAAUAAAGCAGUGCAGCGCUAAGCGGAUUGGUAACUCUCUGUGGGGCUGGUUGGCGAUCGCCGUUCUUUGCCCCAACAUUACUUCUGAACCUUAGAAUUAAUUAUAGCUAAAGAAAAGUGCUGACAAGGACCUAUCUGAUGGAGGGUCUUCAUGGGGAAUAGGAGGGCCCUGUUGCAUCUGUGACUCUGACAGUGACGGAAUCUGUUCCUUUUCAACAGAACAGACCUUAUGAUAGGAGGCUGCUAAGUGGGGCUAUCUGUUGCAUAUGUUUCUUGCUCGAGGUGAUCCUUUGCAACUGGCUUGAGCUGCAUGCCUUCUUUUUCCCUCAGUUGAUAAUCUUGGCUUUGCAAAGAUAACGCUACUUGUGCCAUCGCGUGCCGCACUGGUGUGUUUCUUGCUCCCUGUGGGAGCGUCAGGGAAUUGGAAAGGUGGCGCAAAUGGCUCUGCAGAGAGUCAGAGAGGCAAUUACUGUGAAGGGCAGCAGUGGGCAGCACAGGCAGAUAUGACCCUUGGGGAAGUAAUUCACUACCAAUUCACAUUCCUUUCAGUGGAGUGUGCAAAGGUGGAUGGUGCCUAGUAGAUCAGUAGAAGUAGCGGGGGCUGGGAUUUAAUGCUUUAGGGCUGGCCUUGGAUUGGCAUGCAUAUAACUUGAUAUUCAAAUAGGGCCAUCUGAUACUGAAUCUACCACCAAGGGCAGGUAGUGAUGGUUCAUAAGGAAGAGAAGGGCACUUUGCCUAUAAUAGGGUAAUUUUUUCCCCAUUGUUUUGCAGCAGGAAUGUUCUUUCAAAUUAAAUAUUUUCAUUUUAAUUUACAAGCUGGCUUGUACAUACAUUUGUAUGACGUAUUUUAAUGUGUAUUUUAAAAGUUGUCUCAAUCUGGUUUUGUUUUCUCUUUUUAAUAAAAACAGGGGGGAAAUGA
Messenger RNA from Sphaerodactylus townsendi, 5467 nucleotides. RefSeq names its product period circadian regulator 3 (gene PER3). Gene Ontology annotation, molecular function: transcription corepressor binding; transcription cis-regulatory region binding. The record is from RefSeq and is a predicted model, not a curated record. Lineage: Eukaryota; Metazoa; Chordata; Lepidosauria; Squamata; Sphaerodactylidae. Gene Ontology annotation, biological process: entrainment of circadian clock by photoperiod; circadian regulation of gene expression; negative regulation of transcription by RNA polymerase II. Gene Ontology annotation, cellular component: nucleus; cytoplasm. The transcript has 23 exons. Bases 356 to 3871 code for a protein of 1171 amino acids.